Symbiodinium sp. CCMP2592 is the source of this 3630-nucleotide messenger RNA. Lineage: Eukaryota; Dinophyceae; Suessiales; Symbiodiniaceae. The record is from the annotation of a GenBank genome assembly.
AUGCAAGCCAACGAGCGGCCGCCAAUUGGCAAGGGAUGGCCGCCAAUUGGCAAGGGCAAAUGGCAACCGCCAAUCGGCAAGGGUGCCAUGCCUUUGGGCGGUGGCAAGGGCAAGGGGCCACCACCAGGGCCGGGAAACUUCGGACCAGGGCCUGCAGGCGUCAUGCCGCCUCCACCGGUGCCUGCCAAUCGAAAGACGCAGCUUUGUGUCUACUUCAAGGAAGGUCGCUGCACGCGUGGAACUUCUUGCAAUUACGCUCACGGCGAGCAUGAGCUGGUGGAGAGGGGCGUGCCCAGCAGACCGCCUCCACCUCCACGAGAAGUGCGGCAUCCAGUUGGGACCAGAUUCGACGUGAGAUCUGGCCCACAGGUCCAUCGGCCGCCUCGAGACAUGCGACCUUCUAGGUCGAGGUCGCAGAGACGGAUCAGAAAAGUCGUCUUUGCCAAGUCCGAAGCAGUGGGUGCUGUUGAGCGGCCAGACUGCUCACUCCGUUCAGCAACUGAGCAGGAACCUGCCGCCGAUUUGCCCGAGCAGAAUCUGGCGAACGGGUCUGCGCCAAAGGUUGCCGAGGAAGGUGAGGCGCAGGAAAGCACUGUGCCCGAGAACGGGGAAAAGCCCAAGGAAGCAGAGGGUAUAGAUGUGGACGUUGACGCAGAGGCAGAGGCUGCAGAAAAGGAGCCACCGAAGGGUGCUCCUGCCGCGGCACCUGCUCCUGUUGUAGCAUCUUUCCUUCUUAGCGAGGAUGGUGCUGGGGAGCUCAGCCAGAUGUAUGGCCUUGGAGCGCAGCUGCUCCGGAGCAUGGGCUGGCGACCAGGAAGUGGUGUGGGAGCCAAUCUGGACGGAGAGCUUGAGCCAGUCUCCAUCCAGAUCCUGGGCUUGCCUUCCACUCACUUCGGGCGGAAGGAUCGGCGCUGUUUGGGGCGAAAGAAACCUAGGCGCCUCCGGGACUCUGACGAGUCGAGUCCAUCCAGGACGCCGUCAACAUCGUCCAGUAGAUCUACAAGCAAGUCGUCGCAAAAGAGCUCGAGAAGUAGCAGCCCCUCGAGCCGGAAAAAGCGAAGAAGGAGACGGAAGAAGCGAAAGAAGUCUCGCAGCAGCUCUAGCCGAAGGUCGUCUGCCUCCAGCAGCAGUUCUUCCAGCAAGAGCCAAAGGAAAAAGAAAAAAGGCAAGUUCACAAACGAAGCGCCUACUGAUAACUCCGGUGGCGCAGCUGCUGGCGCUGCAGCUGCAGCUACAGCCACGCCUCAGCAGGCGCAGGCAGUAGAAGAUCCAGAGACGGCACAAGCCAAGAAGAGAGUACUGGCUAAACUGACCGAGCUUCAAAAAGUUGAGCCAAAGGAGCAGAGAGCCAAGGAGUUCCGAAAUCUCUUACGCGAUUGGCAUCCGGAUAAGAAUCCUGAGAAGAAGGACAUGGCCACAGCAGUGUUCCAGUUCCUCCAGAAGGGCCUGCUGGGGAUGCGCCGAUGCAACACGGGAACCGUGAUGCCGGUUGCUGACAUCACAGAGGGAAUUCAAGAUGAGAUGCUGGCAGCCAUGUCCAGCCACAUGCGUAACGCAGCUGCGGCCUGUGCAGAGAUUUGCGCCGCACGCAUGCGAUUGUUGCAGACGGCGCUUUCGCGAAGCUUAGAUGAGGCACGGCGGCAGCAAGUUUUUGCACAGCCUCCGCUGUCUACGAGCUUGUCUUCGCAGGACACGAAGCGAGCAACAUUGGUGAGGCAAAUCCGCAGCAAGCUUGACUCGCAGGGUGACACGCCUGCAAGUUUCUUGCGGGCCCGGUCAGUGGCAGCGAGCCAAGGGCUUCUCAGCCGGGAUGAGUUCGUGGCCUGCAUUGCUUCGCUGAACCUUGGAGUGAGUCACACAGAUGUCUUGGAGCUCUUUGCCUUUGCCGUCGGCAGCAAUGAGCGGGACACUGCUGUGCUGGAAGAAAUCACACAGGCGCUCGAACUGUCCAGCCCUGCUCCUGCAAUGGCAAACGGCUGCUCCCAUCACGGUUGUGCCAAUGGCUACAGCAGCUCACCGCUGAGCCCUGAGGCCGAACGAGUCGUGGGACGUGUUCGAAGUGCCGUCGGACGGUCCAACCGCCCGUUCGAGGAGGUCUUUCGCGGAUUCUGCAAGUCAGGCGGCCGAGGAGCUGCAAUCAUGAGCCGGGCUGACUUGGCACGAGUGCUUUCCACCUUUGAACCCGACAUUGAUCCGGAGGUAGUUGCACGGCUCUGGCGCAUCACCGUUCCAGACGGCGCCCCCGGCCUGGACUUCAGCAACUUCUGCACUUGGUUCUGUCCCGGGGGCCGAGCUUUGCCUGGCCUUACCUCUUUUGCUAGCAACAUGGGGGAGUCGCAAAUGCUGUCCCAACUGCUGGAGAAGAGCAGUGGGCUGUCGAGAACGCCCAGUGGGGGUUUGCUUUCUCCGAUGUCUGCUUCGUUGCCAAACUUGCAGCUCGAGGGACUGCCGCUCUCUCCGGCAGGCGCCUCUCGCUUGGCGAACACGCUGGCGCCGGAGCAGCUCUCGGACGGAUGGCGUCAGGGAGGGCCGAGAAGCGCCUGGCCAACGUGGCCAGCUUUGGAGGCCGCGCACGUGCAACCUCCACUUUCAGCUAGGCUGUCACUGUUAUCACCGGAGGAUUUCCCGGCCAUUGCCUGCUUGGGCCGUUUGCAGACCUACAUUGUCUCCAAGGGCCUCACUGUGAAUUCUGCCUUCGUCUUGUACGAUACGCAUAUGGAGCAGGCUGUCUCGCAGGAAGGCUUUCUCUCCGCGGUUGAUCACCAUGGUUUCCCUCUGUCCAGAUCCGAGGCAGAGAUGCUCUUCAGCCGCCUUGCGCGACGGACAAGGCCCAACCAGCCUCCGAGCCUCUCCUUCGAGGACUUCCAAGCUUGCAUGAUGAGCCUGCCUAACCCCAUCCCACAGGUGCAGUGGGGGAAGGAUUUGAUCAAGUCCGUGGACAAGAUCACACGCUCUCAAGGAACACCCCUGGAGAACUUGUUCAAACAGCUUGGGGCAGAAUCUGUACGAGCGCUGGAUGUUCAAGCAGUGCUGUCGAGAUAUUCUCCCCAGCCUCUCAGUGAUGCACAGUGGUCCAACUUGCUACCUCUCUUGGACAAGAAACCCGAUGGCUCUGUGAUGUGGCCAAACAUGCUGAAGUGGGCCGGUGUGGAUUGCACGUCAGCGCCUGUGCCACCAGUCAAGCCUGUGUCACCAGCGCCACCUAGCCUUCCCGUGGCAGUUGCAAAGCCAACAGCACCGGUGCCUGCAGCCGCGACUGUGCCUACACCCGGGGCUGUGCCUCCCGUUCCGGCGCGGCCAGCAUCUUCGCCAUCGCCACCUGCACCUUCCCCACCAGGGGCGUGUAGACCCCUUGCUCCUGUUCCAGCACAACCUGCGUCUUCACCCUCCCCGCCUGCACCACCUGGUCCAUUAGCUCCCACCCCUGUGCCAGCACGGCCCCUCUCCUCUCCUGCUCCGCCCUCUCCUUGUGCCGCCGUCAGCAGAACGUUCCCAGUUCCACCGCUGCCACCUCCGUCUGCUUCCAGUGUUGGUGCCCUGCCACCGCCUUUGCCACCUCCGGCUGCGGGGCCUGCACCCCCUGGACCGCCUCUGCCGCAUCCACCUUCGGCUUGGGUUGGAGGCUACUAA